Messenger RNA from Durusdinium trenchii, 3555 nucleotides. The record is from the annotation of a GenBank genome assembly. NCBI's taxonomy places the organism in Eukaryota, Dinophyceae, Suessiales, Symbiodiniaceae.
AUGAGCCUUUUCCAGGCGCGGGAGUGGUGGAGCACCCAGGUGAGCGAAGAUGAGGAGUUCGAUGUGGGCUGCCUCUGUGUGGCCAACGUGGACAAUGAGCCCACGGGCGCGAACAAAAUCAUCAUGGGCAGCUACCAGGGCAUGCUGCGCAUGUACUACCCCAAGCAGAAGGAAUACAAGAUCGAGGACCUCAUCCUCGAGAGCAACGUCGAGGCGCCCAUCCUGCAGAUCGAAGCUGGGCGCUUUGUUCAGGGGAGUCGAGACACUUGCAUGUCUCUGCUUCACCCGAUGAAGUUGUCAGUCUACAUGGUGUCUGCGGUGUCUUCGGGCUCGUCGGUGAACUACUAUUCCAUGGUUCCAGCCUAUGAACACAAGCUUUUAAGGCCGGCAUUCAACAUGUGCUAUGGCAGUUUCGGCGGUGUGAAGGACCGCGACUACUUUUGCAUUCAGUCUUUGGAUGGCGUCCUGUCGUUCUUCGAGCAGGAAUCCUUUGCGUUCAGCAGGAUGAUUUCAGCAAGUUUUUUGGUGCCUGGACCCAUUUGCUACGUGCCAAAGAUCGACAGUUUUGUCAUUUGCACGAAUGCAAUGUGUAUAGAGGCAUACCGGUAUCAGGUUCUUGCUGCAGCAGCUGACAAUGUAGAUCAACUACCAGGUGAAGGAGGUUCUGGCAAGAAAGUUCAGGUGGAUUGGUCCACCAACAUUGGCGAACACGCCCGGAGCAUCGAAGUGGUUCGCUUUACCCGGUCCCUCUCGGCGAGCCAGCAGGAGAUCCUCGUGGUGGGCGAACAAACCGUCUUCACGCUCAAGGACAGUGGUGGCAUCCGCCUGCAAAAGCGGCUGGCCGAGUAUGGCAUCACUGCUUCCAUCGCCUACAAGAUGCCAGCAGAAUCUCCUGAUGCGCUAGCAAAUCACAAUCUGAUUCUUGGGACAAACACAGGUCACUUGCUGAUCUUGAAGGAGAUGCAGCUGGUGUGGUGCGCACGCUUGCAGGGGAUGGUGCCAGCGCAGAUUUGUGUCGAUACCCUUGGCGGCAUUCGAGGCAUGAUGGUGCUGAUGGACUACAAGGGCAAGUUGCAAGCUUGUUAUUUGGGCACCGACCCACCCACGGCCAGUUUGGUGAACACUGAGAUGAAGGAGCUCAACUAUGACGAGAUGGAGGAAGAACAUCAGGACCUGCUUCGAAUCAUCAGGCAGACGCAUGGUGACGGAGCAGCAGAGCCUGAAGAAAGCCUGACGGUGGAAGCGCAGGUCCCUCAAGUGCUCGAUUUGGGCAUGAAUGAGGACGACUGUGACGCUGAUGACCCCGUGGGACGAUCCGAUGGGAUGGUCAUGCAGCUCACUGUGCACAUCAUGGUGACCUUGCGUGGCAGCAAGCCAGUGGAGAAUGUGUCGAUCACCCUGAAGGCGCCUCAAUGUUUUCACCUCUCACAGAGCUCUGUCUUCAUCGAGAAGGUCGAUCCCGGAGCGCCUCCGGUGAUCGUUCCGAUCCUGGUCCGAGUGUGGAACAAGAUCCUUUGCUCCGGUCUCGAAGUCAUGGUCUGCGCAGCGUACUUCUCGAUGAACAACGAGCCACGAACGGCUGCGACCACUUUUGGUUUGCCCUUUGCUUUGGUGGCCAAGCCAAUACCACCAGUGAAGAGUGCCAACCACAAGAUCCAGCUGGACUGCAACAAGCAGCCCCCAGCGCUGCAGACCUUGUUUGCAGGGUUGCUGAAUCAGCCGCAUGUGUCCCCAUCAUUGAGUCAAGGCAUGUCCAACUUGCUCUCCAUUCAGUAUGUCUCUGGCACUGAAGCGACCGUGCUGGUGUUGAAGAGCAGCGGACGCUUUUGCGUCCAGGCGACCGAGUUCGCGGCCUUGUGGGUCCUCACGGAGGAGUUGUGCCAGAGGCUGCAGGACUACUUUGGCCCAGGGGGUGAAGGAGCUGUGCCGGAGGGCGAGGAGCCCUUCUUCAUCACCUUCCAGGACAGCUUACCACUGCAUGACUACUUCGCGCUGAUUGAUGAUCACUUUGAGCUACGAAGACAUCUGGAUGAGUUGAGAAAGGAUCUGGCAGAUCGUACCCAGCAGUACCGCGUCAUUCAGAAGCGAUUGCUGGUUCGCUUUAAGGACCGAAACCCUUCACCGCUCAAUCACCUGGACACCUUGCUGAACCUCACCUUUGAGCAGACCAUCCUCUUAACAGACGCCAUAGACGACGUGGAGCAAGCUCUUCGAACGGUCUCUUGCCAUUUGUCCGCGGCCACAGAGCUGAUCCUUCUUCUCAUCAAGUUCAGAUUUGGGCUCGAUGAGGAUAACUUCAGCGUACUGAGAAGGCAUUUCUCGCCCGAGAUUUGCGACACCACGGAGCAGGGUUGGGAGGAGAAGGUCGACACCUCGUUGCUUCAUCUUCUGCGAACUUCCUUGGCUCGCAGCGCUAAGGAUCGGAAUACUCUUCCUCCGCCCAUGAAGGUCCCACAGGACACCAUGAAGCUACGGAAGCGCAUCACCAACGUGGUGGAUCGUUUGGCCACUGGUGCAAGGGUCACCGAUGUGGAUUCAGGCGGCCCUGUCGUGGAAGCUGCCGAGGAAGAGAUCAUGCCACCGGAGGAGAGCGGCAAGGGCUCCCUCGCAGACCAGGUGAAGCGAGGACAGCGCGAGUCCAAAGGCUUCAAGCAACGGUGGUGGGACUAUUGCGACAAAUAUGGCAAGGGCUUCUAUGAUCCCCACCGCCAUGAGCAACGGCUACUGGAGGACUUCCUAUCCUUGGAGAAGACACGUGCAGAGCGUGGAAGUCAAAGCUCUAGUAGCAGUCGAAGUGGUCGGAGCAGCAGCACCAGAAGCCGGCGCAAUCGCCGUCGGCACCGAAGAAGGCGGCACAGCCGAAGGAGGCACCGCCGACGACGGAAGCGCCGGCGUUCGCGGAGCUCGCCCUCAGUGCGGAGGAAGAAGAAAUCCUCAGGCUCGAACAGCGACUCAGACAGCGAGCGCAAGUCCAGCAAGAGCUCAGAGGAUGACAAGGACUCUCCCUUGGAGAAAGCAAAAGCGAAGGCCAAAGCAGCGGAAGAAGCUCUGGAGCAAGCUCAAAAGGCCGUGAAAGAUGCCAUACUCGAAGAAGAGCAGCGGCAGAAGGCUCAGGCACAGGAAGAGGUGAAGGCUGUGCAAGCGGAGGUGGAUGAGGAGGUGGCCCAAAAGAUGAAACAAGUGGAGGAGAAGCUCCUGGCGGACAAGGCCUCCCGAAUGAAGGAGGCGGAAGAACGCCUGGACAAGGCGAUUGCCCAACGGAUCAAAGAGGCAAAGAGUAAAGCGCAGAAAGCAGCUGAAACGAAGCUGGAAGAGGGGCUACAACGGAUCCGCGCCGAUGCGGCGAAGGCCUUGCAGGAUGCCAAGGCCAAGGCCAAGGCGGACCAUGCUGAGAAAGUUCAGCAAGUUGAGAAGCGUCUCUCAGAUGCCAAGGCUCGAUUGGCUACCUUGAAGGGCAAGGUCGCGAGAAAAGGCAGCGAAUCUGAUGCCUCCGAUGCCAAAGAAAAAGGAGAGAAGAAAGGCGACACCAGCGAGUCGGACUCAUCGUCCGAGUAG